Messenger RNA from Seminavis robusta, 1245 nucleotides. NCBI's taxonomy places the organism in Eukaryota, Bacillariophyta, Bacillariophyceae, Naviculales, Naviculaceae. The record is from the annotation of a GenBank genome assembly.
AUGGCUCUUCAUCUUCCAAUCAACACAGUGUUACCCAACAAGGCAACAGCGGCCAAAGAGACGUCGUCAGAGGCUUGCACAACGACACAGUUCGAGAAUCCUUGGAGCGACGCAAAUCUCGAACGGUGCCACCAACUGUGGAAUCUCUUGCCCGACGAGAUUAUGCAACUGAAACUGCUUCAAGCACACCUUUCUGAUGUACGCGAUUCCUUCGAAAACAACCCUUUUGACGUUGUCCGCUUUCUCAGAGAAAACAAGGGAAACCUCAACAUCGCUGAGAAAAAGUUCCGAUCCAUGUUGGAUUGGCGUCACAAACACCAAGUAGACUGCAUGUUAGACCCUAACGAGUAUCGGCCUCCGUCCUUGUACCGUUACUUUCCGGCUGGUGUCCUCGAGGGGGUUGAUAAGGAGGGUGAUCCAAUCCACUGUGAGCGAACAGGCGAUGCCGAUAGCAGCGGCCUCUUGAGCCGCUAUGGCCGAGAUGAAAUGCUCAAGCAAGCCAUUUGGAUUAGGGAGAUUCAGAGCCGGGGAAAGUGGCACCAAGAUUACGAGAAACGCCAAGGGCAUCCUAUAAAACAAUUUACAGUGGUCCUCGACAUGAAAGGUCUCAAGGCAAGGAACAUGGGGCCAGGACUGAUCUCCGUGAGUCAAGAGGUCAGCCGCAUCGUUCAAGACUUCUACCCAUACUACGCCAAGCGAAUCAUUAUCAUUCGGGCUCCGGCACUCUUCCAGGUUGCCUUCAAUGCCAUCAAGCCGUUUCUCGACGAAAGUAUGAGAGACAAGAUCGUUGUCUCUGGUGGGCACAGGGACCACUGCAAAGUUCUAGAGAAAUACAUGGACCUCAAAGUGCUUCCCCCCGAGAUAUGUCCCAGUGGGGAUGGCAAGGCGGUGGCAGAUUUCCCAAACGUCGUCUGGGAAGGAGGAAAAAUUCCCGACCAUGAAGAGGACCUUUCGCUCCAACAAGUUGUUACCCUGCAAGCAGAUUCAGUUAUUGGCGUAGAAGUGGCUCAAGCCAUCAGCGGUGGAACAAAUGUUUCUGAUACUGAUAGACCCCUCGCGGUUACAGUGGGACACGUAUCCAAGCCCCUAGAGACCUUCUUAUUACAAGGAGGAACACAGAGUUUGGAUGUGUCAUCAGAAGAAAGAAGAAAGGGUAGCAACUGGGUUCAGCGACAGCUUGAGCUUUUCCAAGCCACGUUCUCAUCAUUUGAGGCAGGCGAUUCUUCUGCUUCAUACGCCAUUUAG